Messenger RNA from Pseudozyma hubeiensis SY62, 252 nucleotides. RefSeq names its product predicted hydroxylase. Lineage: Eukaryota; Fungi; Basidiomycota; Ustilaginomycetes; Ustilaginales; Ustilaginaceae. The record is from RefSeq and is a predicted model, not a curated record. Bases 1 to 252 code for a protein of 83 amino acids. The transcript is spliced from 2 exons.
AUGCCGAGCAAGUUCGGAUGGCAUUCGGCAACGCUGGGAGAUACUCGGAUGGAUCAACGUAUCAACCGAGAAGGAAGUCUCGCAUCGAGUGAGCGUGGGAAUGUUACCACCAGCAGGCGAGCAGUGUCGUUUGGCGACAUGAACAGCGGAUUCCAGGGUGCCAAAACACCGGUCGUCCAAAAGAAGAGGCGCAUGCCCAAGUGGCACAGAGUCACAUGCUCCGACGGCAUCUUCCUGUCAGAACUGGCGUGA